AUGUCGUCGACUACGAUGGCCAAGAAGAACAAGGGGAAGAAAGUGACCGAUCCGAAUGAGACCUCGAAACUACUCGCCGCGAAGAUCUCUCAGUUGGAGCAAGAUGCUGCCGGUGAAAAGGAUCAAGAGCAGGAAAUCGAGCGCGAAGUGAAGAAAGCUACCCGAGACCUCAAUCAGCUACUGAACAAUAUCGAAUCUCCGAUGACUCGUUUGGAAACCGUGCACAAGAAGUAUAUCGAGCUACUAUCGGAUAUGAAGAAGCUGGACCGCGACUACGCGAAGAGCAAAAAGCGUGCGGACCAGGUGCAAAAGGACCAAGAGAAGGGGAAAUCGGAGUUGAAUAAGACUGUGACUAUGAAGGACAAGCUGGAGAAGCUGUGUCGCGAGCUGACAAAGGAAAAUAAAAAAGUCAAAGACGAAAACAAAAAGCUCGAAGAUACGGAAAAGAAGGCUCGUCUCAUCGUUAACGAACGACUCGACUCUCUCCUGUAUGAUAUUCAGGAUGUCAUGGCUGCCAAAGGGAACCCUCGCAACGAAAAGGUGGACGUGGAUCUGGAAGAAGCUCUCCGCGUGAAGCUCAAGACGAUCAACGAACAAUUCGAUACUCGAGAACUACACUACAAGUGUCUCCUCCGUAGCAAGGACUCUGAGAUCCAAAGUUUGACCAGCAAAUAUGAGGAACAACGCCGGAAUGCCGACACUGAGACCGCUCGAGGCCGAGCAUUAAGUGCUCAGGUCUCCACUUUCUCACAUACCGAGGCGGAACUGCGGAGCCAGCUCAAUAUCUACGUAGAGAAGUUCAAGCAGGUCGAGGAUACUCUCAACAACAGUAACGAGCUUUUCCUAACCUUCCGCAAGGAAAUGGAAGAGAUGUCGAAAAAGACCAAGCGCUUAGAAAAAGAGAACCAUACCCUGAAUCGCAAGCACGAGCAAACGAACCGGAAUAUUCUCGAAAUGGCCGAGGAACGUACCCGAAACCAAGAGGAAAUGGAACGAUGGCGCCGAAAGUGCCAACAUCUAGAGACUCUAUGCCGUCGGAUGCAGGCCCAAGGCCGUGGUGAAGGGCUGCCGGAAGGGGAUGAGCAUUUGGACCAUGACGACGAAGGGACUGAGAGUGAAUACGACGAUGAUUAUGAGGACGAGGAAGAAUUAAGUGAAGAGGGCGAUCUGGACGAGCCUGACCGCGACGUUUCCCCGUGCCGACACAUCUUCGCAGAGGCCGGUUUUUGGACCCCCUCCUCCACCGAACCUGCUAGAGGCGCGAGCAUCGAAGAGUGCCGCUGUGCUUAA
Molecule: messenger RNA, 1290 nt
Organism: Penicillium manginii
Lineage: Eukaryota; Fungi; Ascomycota; Eurotiomycetes; Eurotiales; Aspergillaceae
Product: taxilin
Exons: 5
Coding region: 1-1290 (429 amino acids)
Molecular function (GO): syntaxin binding
Source: RefSeq, a predicted model, not a curated record